AUGCCACGUUUUUGGCCUAAUGAUGGAGAAUGUCUAAUCGGUAGCAUACAUGUUCAAGUCACAAACGAAGUUGAUGAACAACUUAUAAUAAAAGAAGUUACCAAAGCUCUAAAUUCUAAAAUAAAAGGGUUAGAGGAACUAACUAUACAAGUUGAAAAGAUCGAAGAUACUUGCGAUUAUGAUAAGAGUAUCUCAAAACUACCUCACCACAGCAUAAACGUAUUUUUGCGUAUUCCGAUAAGGCAGGUGGACUACUUUUGA
Messenger RNA from Racocetra fulgida, 261 nucleotides. The record is from the annotation of a GenBank genome assembly. NCBI's taxonomy places the organism in Eukaryota, Fungi, Glomeromycota, Glomeromycetes, Diversisporales, Gigasporaceae.